Molecule: messenger RNA, 3265 nt
Organism: Lindgomyces ingoldianus
Lineage: Eukaryota; Fungi; Ascomycota; Dothideomycetes; Pleosporales; Lindgomycetaceae
Exons: 2
Coding region: 221-3070 (949 amino acids)
Source: RefSeq, a predicted model, not a curated record
CUAACGCUUCGGGGGUGCGCACCUCUUUAAUUAAAUGGGCUCGUGAACCCGGCAACUGGGUGCCAAACGACUUCUAAUUAAUCCUGAGGUAGAUCGUGGCGGAUUUUGCUCUGCAGGCUCAGUGCGCGCUCCAGCUCCCCUCCUUCGUCCACAUUCAUGAUCCUCCACGCCAGACCUGCGAGCCUGCUGCACUCCUUACUGCGCUCGAGGCUCGCACAACAUGGCGGCCGAAACAUCUCACCCCCCGCCCGAGUCGGCGGCCAAAUUCUCUAGAUACAGAAGCGUGCGUCGCGCGCAGCAGCAGCAGCAGCUUGAGCACUUGACGCACGACCAGGCGACACCACCGAUACCCGCCAUGCCUCCAAUCGAGCCGCAGAAAGACGCGACCGUCAGCAGGAGCAUGUCGCGCUACCAUCGCCGGCCAACAACAUCUCACUCGGCCACCCACGCCGCGCCGUCCGUCCGAUCUAGUACCGAGCAAGUCCCUCCACUUCCAAGGGUCGCUGCUUCGACCUCGACCUCAUCUUCGCGCAACCGCGCUCCCAGUUCCCCCCAGGCCGUACACAAUGGCCAGCCCAGACUCCCAAACACCUCCAAGGCACGCACCGAAGCCACCCCGCUGGUCGAGAAGAGCGCCCGCGGAUACGGCCCGUCCCAGGCUGCGCGCGACGAGGCAAAGCAGCUGAUGCAAGCCGAAGCAGAACGGCACCGGCGAAUGCAGGAGAAACUUAAGGCUGAAAAGCGCGCGAGAUUAGAGGCAGAGGAGGCUGAGCGCGCCCGGUUAGAGAGACUGCGCAAAGAAGAGGAGGAGGCCGAGCGCCUGCGGGCACAACGCGAGGCCGAAGAGGCAGAGCAAUUGCGGCGGCAGAAGGAGGAGCAGGACCGCGGCAAGCGAUUACAAAAGGCCGAGAGCGCGAGUCGCCUCAAGAAAAGGGAAGAGGAGGAGCGCAAGGCAAAGUAUGAGGAAGCGGCACGGAAGACACCAGCAUCUCCACCCGUUUCACCGCCGAGGCAUGGGGGGGGCUUUGGCUUAUUUAAAAGACGAAAGGAUGAUGCCCCUGGGUCGCCUGAGAGCCCUGCGAAAACAGGAAGGCCACGCCAGACGAGCAAUGGGAACCGUGAACAUGAUACCAUUAGGCCUGGAGGGGGGGGCGCAGUGCUUGGCAUCGACGCUCCAAUCUCUGCUGUGAACGCCGGUGAUAGGCGUGUCAUGGUUGUGUGCAACAAGUCACACAUCCUACUCCCUGUAACUCCGACAACUACGCCACUGGACCUCAUCAGAUCAGCAGCAAACUGUCUUACAGAGUCCAUCGACGUUCGGACGGCUGUCAUUCUCGAAUCGUUUCAGAAGGUUGGCUUACAGCGACCCUUGCGGAAUUAUGAGCAUGUGCGAGAUGUGAUGAACUCCUGGGACGAUGACAAACAAAACGACCUUUUGAUUUCUGACUCUGUAGGCAACAGCAUCAAUCAGCAGGAUCUCCUGGCUUCGCAAGUUCCGGACUCAAAACCAGAAGGCAUGGGGUGCUACAUCCACUACUCUUCAAAGCCUGGAAAGUGGUCCAAGCGCUACUUCACGCUUCGUUCCGAUGGACAGCUAGUUAUGAGCAAGAGCGAGACUUCAAAGGAUCAUGAGAAUAUAUGCCAUCUCUCCGACUUCGACAUCUAUUCACCCACGGAACGCAAGCUCGCCAAGCAGGUCAAGCCACCAAAAAAAAUUUGUUAUGCAGUUAAGAGCCAACAGAAAUCCAACAUGUUUAUGGACGAGUCUCGGUUUGUCCAUUUCUUCUGCACGAAUGACAAGCAUACAGCAUCGUUAUUCCAUGGGAGCGUGCAAGGCUGGAGAAGCUGGUACCUUAAGCAUGUAAUGGGUGAGGGCCAAAAGAAAUCGAAAGCCGCAGACCCAGCAGCAUUGGCCGGAUUCUCGUCCAAUCGGAAUGUGUCGGGGAGCACUCCAAAGGACGUCGGGUUGUCAUCCCAUGCACGAAACGCAUCUGUGGGGUCUCAUUAUCAGCUGGGCUCAUUCAUGCCAUUGCUGGACCUCGAUCAAUUUGGCAAGGACUCCAAAGAUGAGGAAAACUAUGUCCCAGGAUCAUUUCCAGACGACGCACCUCUUGCUCGGAUGAAUACCAGGGCUAUGCAUGCGAGGAAGAUGUCCACUCGAACGAAGGGACCACCACCAUUGUCCUACGGCGUGUCCAAUGUUCCUAAAGACAACCCUUCCCCAACAGCUCACCGGCUGAACUCUCUCACGCAGAGUAACUCUUCACAUGAUGAAAGCGAUACGUUUGCUUCUGGCGGUCUGCUUGGUAGGACUUACAUUCAACGACAGAAAACAAUGCAGGAACGCGAACAUAAGUCUUCAGGGCCAUCAGGUGCAUUCGCUGAAGGGUCUAAUCUCCUCAACAACAUCAACACGGCUUAUUUGAACUCUUCGAAUGGGGCCUCCGGCCUCGGACGACAGUCCUCAGUCAGAAGCACACAUCGACGAACCUCCAGUGAUAUUCAAAGAAGUACAUCGACCCGGGUAAAACCAAAGCCUCUGGUUGACCUUACCCCCCAAUAUCGCGAGCCGCCGCAGCAUGCCAACAAAGGGAAGGGUUUUAACGUGUCGAGCGCAAGCGGACCUCUCAUUGAAAAUGCAACAUCUAUAGAAGAAGCUAUCAAGAUCCCAUCUUCUACCGACUGGCGCGCUCGGCCCACUACUUCGGCGGGGCGUCAGACUCACGGCACGUACGGAAUUGGUCGACAUGAGCGUACGCGCUCACUUCGAGGCGGUCAGAACGGGGAAGGACUAGCGGCGUAUACGGUGAACAACCAUUCGGGGGCCCCUGAAGACGACAGCAAUGCAUUCACGGGCGGUGGACUUUUGGCUCGAGCAAAAUUCGGGCAGGGUAGCGUUCCUGUGGGUCACGGGGUUAUGGAUGGAUCAAAAGCGAGGGGACCUAUGCUAGAUUUGAGGGAGAAUAGCAAAUUUGCUUCGGGCAGUUUGCUUGCAGGAGUUGAGCGGAAGCAGGGUCCAACUGGCCCCGCGUUGGAUCGAGAUAAGCGGCGGAGUGUGGAUUUGGGGUAAAUGGUAUGAGGAGGAAGGCAGAGAUACGGCGAGAUAGCGUCCGGAGACGCAUGUGAGCAUUUUUGGAGUUUAAUAUCCCAAUGGUGGAGUUGGGGGAGUGGAUUGGUACGCGUCUACCUAGGUCUGACAGUGGCGACCGCAUUUUUGGGCGUUAUAUCAGGGUAUGGGGUACGUUGCAUCGGAGGCCAGUCUUCC